AUGUGCUAUCAGUCAUUGGUGGGACCGUCAUGCAUCGAAUGGGGUAAGCACUGCGACGGUGAACGACACUGUGCGAUGGGAGAGGACGAAGUGAACUGUGGUGACACGGAGGAGAAAUACGUGCAGUGUGAGAAUCAGAAGCAAGCGAUUCCGAGGAGUAACUGGUGCGAUGGAGUGUCACACUGUGACGAUGCUAGCGACGAGAAAUAUUGUAAAUAA
Messenger RNA from Ostertagia ostertagi, 219 nucleotides. The record is from the annotation of a GenBank genome assembly. NCBI's taxonomy places the organism in Eukaryota, Metazoa, Nematoda, Chromadorea, Rhabditida, Trichostrongylidae.